This is a messenger RNA of Prorocentrum cordatum, 321 nucleotides long. The record is from the annotation of a GenBank genome assembly. Lineage: Eukaryota; Dinophyceae; Prorocentrales; Prorocentraceae.
GGCGUAAUCGUGGGCCCGCGCGACGCUCUACGUGUCCACGCCAGCGAGCGGCUGCCCACGACGGGGACCACCACGGCGCUGCAGGAGGAAUUGGACUCGCACCUAGUGCAGCUCCUGAGGAAGAGCGGGCCCAAGGUGCGUAUUGCCGAGCUGGAUGUGUCGCGAAACCCGCUUGUUGCGGACCAGGUGGGCUCAUUACUCUCGAUGCUCGCUCAUAACAGGGUGCUCGUCGAGCGCCUGCGCUUUGCUGGGUGCCCCAACUUGGACGACGACGCCGCCCGCCGGAUUGCAGAAUAUUCGAAGUGGGCGUGUCCACGUUGA